GCAGAUGGUCUUCUAUCUUUGCGUGCGAAGAAUGGUUUCACGAAGCUCGGCUGUGGCGCGAACUGCCCGUGGUGGUGAAGAAGGCGCUGGUUGAGUUUGACACCCAUGUGAAACGGGUGCGCAAGCUGCUCGGCAAGACGAAAAAACAGAAGGCGAAUGCAGACUUGGUGGAAUUGGCGUCGACAUUCGAAGAGGAUGCGAAACACUUCCAGGAGCGCAAGGGCAAGUUCCAGAAGGCGACCAUCGCUGGCUUGCAAUCAAUGAAGUUUUGGUCAUCAUACGUCGUCUCGCACGCGUCCAGAUGGGGCGCCGAACAUUUUUCCAGAUGGCUCAGGAAAAAGCAGGAAGGAGGUUCGCAAUCGGGGAUGCUCGUCGAACUCAUUGGGUUCAAGGGCAAGCAGAUCUACGAGGGCAUCGCGCGCUUGCUCGACGAGGAGUCGUUCGUCGAGGCAGCGGGCGCGGGCGGCGCGGGGCUGGCGACGGGGCAGGUGUGGCUGACCCCGCUGGAGGAGGUCCUGAGUGCACCGAACCUCAAUGAUGACGGCGCGGGCUCGCUGGAAGAGCUCUUUUGCGAGGCGGUCUCUUCGGCGCUGGAGCAGCACGCCGAGUUCUAUCGGCGCGUCGUGCAGCCAUACUGCCAGCAGUACCCUUUCCGACUGUUUUACAUGGUUGUUUCGCCUGCCGACGCCAGGUGCGAGCGGAGGGGGCGCAUCGCCCAUGAGCUGCUCACGGACGCUGGGAUCGUCGACGACACGACCAUGAAGUUCAGGGCGGCGUUCGAGGCGGAAUUGAAGCAGGCAUCAGCUGACGGGACUCUCUGCAGUCGCUGCUGGACGCUGCUUGCCGACGCCGCGUCCAUCCUGAAGAUGUCCGUCCGCGACAUCGAGGGGUGCAAUUCGAUACUUAAGUGGAUGGGCAAAGUGGCGCCCAGCAUCAAGCUAAAACUCAUGUCGAGCAGGCUUACACUCAAGAAAACGUUGGGCAUCAUUGGCGGGGACCAAUCCUCCAGGACUGCUCGGCGAGAUGCAAAGGAGAGGCGCGAUCAGCUGAUCGAGGAUAUGGCGGAGGGCCACGUCGCCACCAUGGCAUUCUGCAAAUCCUUGGAGGACAGGCUCAAGGGCGCGGCCAGCGGCUCCGUCGACGCCGACAGCUACGACGCCAUACCGCUGGCGCUGGCAGCGUUUCACUCCAACGCCGUCGAGGCCGAGGCCCUCGCCGUCGAGGAUGGCCCAGUGGGCGGCCAGUCUGACGACGACGCUCUCGCUAUCAUGGAUAUGGAUUCGGACGCGGAGUUCGUGGCUGCUGAUUGCGGCGGGCACCGAGAUGAUCCACGUGGCGGGGCUGCUGCUGGGGCUGGAGGAUCCAACUCAGAUCGCGGCGGGGAGGACGACUGGGGCGACGACGACGGCCUCGAGCUCCAACUGCACGGCGGCGACAUGAUGGACCAUGCGCCUGAUCCGCGUUUUCCCCAGAACAUUCUCGACCGAUGCGCGGCGAUAUUGCUGAGCAUGCGGAAGUCAUUCGAGUCUACCGUCGGUGCGAGCUUUGGCCCAUCGUCUGCCUACGCAGUGAUUGUGAAGCACAAGUUUGGCGAUGAGGGCGAAGACGUCGAAGAGUGGUUUCUCGUCAGCAGCAAGGUCGGGAGAGCGACCUUUUGGAUCGCACCGCUGUGCCAGAACUUUGAUGCUGUCAGCCCUGGCGGGCUGGGCGUCGUCAGGUUGCAGAGGCCGAUUGCGCAUCGCAAAUUCCACUGGGUAGUUGGGCAUCUGAUCCAGCAGGCAGGGUCCCGCGGCCUCGAGGUCCACUUGAGCUUCCAGGCGGCGCAGCUCAAGUGGGACAACACGUUCCAGGCAUCAGUCGUGGAUGGUUUCCAGCUGCAAUGCGCCAAGGCACGUAAAAGGUUGAAAAAGGUAGAUGAAGAGGCGGUCACGAAGUAUCUCGUCUCCCUGGACCCUGGCGAGAGGGAGGACUUGGAGGCUGGAUGCGGUGGCCACGACACUAGCAUCGAGGAAGUCGUCGAGGCAGCGAAGGUGCGCAUGGAGAUGGGGGGAGACGAAGCCGAGGGCGAUGCCGCGUCCGCCAGGGACAGCUACAACGGGCUCAAGAGCCUUCUGGGGUCUUUGAUGUCUGGCGGUCACGUCGUGCCUGAACCAACGAACAAGUGCGUGUCCCUCUUCUCCGUGGCCAGCGUGGUAGCAGGGGCGCUUGCGACCUCGCUGGACUGGUGGUACUGGGAGGACGUCGACCUCGGAGAGGGGCGAUGGAACCCUGGGGGUUCGGAGUAA
Messenger RNA from Prorocentrum cordatum, 2285 nucleotides. The record is from the annotation of a GenBank genome assembly. Lineage: Eukaryota; Dinophyceae; Prorocentrales; Prorocentraceae.